AUGGCGCUCAUUGCGCUGCUCUCCGCGGCCGCGGCGUCCGUCGCGGCCAGCCCGGCGACCGUCGCGGCGCUGAUAGCGCCGUUGGUGGUUCUGCUGGCUGCGCGGUGGUGGAAGGCGGCGACGCUAGACCUCUACAAGCUGCCCAACGCGCCCGGCACUUGGACCUUCCUUG
Monoraphidium neglectum is the source of this 172-nucleotide messenger RNA. RefSeq lists its product as hypothetical. Lineage: Eukaryota; Viridiplantae; Chlorophyta; Chlorophyceae; Sphaeropleales; Selenastraceae. The transcript has a single exon. The annotation marks the transcript as partial. The record is from RefSeq and is a predicted model, not a curated record.